Purpureocillium takamizusanense is the source of this 1553-nucleotide messenger RNA. RefSeq lists its product as uncharacterized. Lineage: Eukaryota; Fungi; Ascomycota; Sordariomycetes; Hypocreales; Ophiocordycipitaceae. The record is from RefSeq and is a predicted model, not a curated record. The transcript has a single exon. Bases 214 to 852 code for a protein of 212 amino acids.
CGAGUGCCCAGAUGCGGUAGCCCCUCCCCUGCCCUGCCCUGCAACCGCCCUGCACUGCCUGCCAACCUUAUGCAGAUCUCGCGAUUCCAUGAGGCAGGUACGACCCUGGCGCCUGAACGAAGCACUUUUAGGCACGAAGAAGGGGUUACCUAAAUACGUACCUACGUACCCAACCCGGUCACCGAAACAUCGCAGCCGUCUGUUCAACCACUCAUGCCCCUGGCUCUCGCCCAAUGCAGCCCUGGCACCGUAAAGGCCAUACCUGUUCCUUCGAGGCCUUCGUCUUUCAUCAUGGAGGCAAGUGAUGCCACAGCACCGCCGCCUACGGACAACCGGGAUCAUCGCCGCCAUUCGCGACCUGAGACGGCGCUUGCCUUGGCCCGUUUCUUCACCUCUGCGCGACUCAUGCACACGGUGCACCGUGCUGCAAGCCAGCCAUCCAGCCUCACGCCUUUGACGUCCUGCCCGUGGCUGCUGUCCCAUGCGCAGGCCACACGACCCCCUGUUGACUUCGUUUCUAGCGGCAUAUUCGCCUCCCGGGAACUACUCCAUGUCGUCUUCAGAUGGCCAGCAUUCGAGCCGGUGAUCAACCUGUGCAGGGUUGUUUCGGAGCCUCCACCUGUGGCGCUCCCUGAGCAAAGCGACAACAACGCGACAAUCAUGUGUGCCUGGAACGAUACACGAUAUCCACAUCGGUGCAAUCGACUCGGAACAGCCCUCCAGUUCUGCACGGAGUGGGGUUCUCGGCACGCUGCCAACGGCUGGCAUACGUAUCCACCAGAUUUUGCACAUGCUCCUCUGUACUACUUCAAACGGCACGACGUCCCCACGCGGAAAGGACAUGACCCAUGACACAAGAUUCCUUACGCCGCGAUCGUGCUUCGUUCCCUGCUUGUACAAAUGGACACAAGUCUCGCUCAGGCCAGUGAUGUGGAGCGUUUCUGGUUUCUGGACGUCGUGCGGAGCCCAUUCCGCAUCCACACUGUCGAUGGGAUGAUCACCUCCCGAGACUAUCGCCCCAAAAAGGUCUCUAGUCUGCUCUCUACGCGUAUCAGAAGUCCCGUUCACUUGUCAACAUCGCGCGAUUCGCAAGCCGGGGUUUGCAUUCGCCUUGCCUGUCGUCGUCGAGCGGCAUCACCCAACCACGUGAUGAUCUUGCUGCAGUGUCAUAUCGGUGUAUGGAUGAGAUCUGCUAAUCUCAGCCGCUAACAGUGGCAUUUGAAACGCGCUCUGGAGAUCUCUACGCGUGCUGGGGUAUGCGUCGCCGUGAACGUCUCCGAGGAGUGAAUGAACAACGGAACAGGAAGAUAUACAACAGCUCGAAAGCCGCAAGCCCUUCGCGGAGAGAAGACGACGGUCCCAACGACCCGCAAGCCUGCGAACUCAGUCAUGCACACCGUGACGACUCAGUCACGGUCGUCCAGCCGCGGUCAUCAGCCACAAAGCCCAAAAACCGUCUGGGACAAUUUUACCGACGGUCGCAUCUGGCGGCUUGGGAGCCCUGCACGACGUGGGGUACUAGGACAAGACAUCGAUCAGCCCAGGCAUCCUAG